CAAGCGCGCGCACCCCACUGUCACCCGGCCAGUGUGCCGGCGCCCCGACCCACGACCGCACGGCAUUCCCCGGGGCUCCGGCGUUUAGCAUCGAAAGAGAUGGAAAUCGCGCCCGAGGGGAAGAACUUUCGAUUGGUAACGGAAGAAGAGCUCCCGGCGGUUGGCGAUGUUCUAGUGCAGUAUAUGCCUGAAUCUCUUAAGUUUCAUCAGACGAUUCAAACAUAUCUAAACAACAAGGUGUGGGACUUCCAUUUUUAUGUUGCGAAGAAUUGGCCCGAGGACCCGAUUUGCCUGCACUUCCCCGGAUGUACUGGAUCGCCAAACAUCGCCAACGACAUAUUCGAGAGCGUGACCGUGUUCUGCCCGUCGGAGCGCGCGGAGCUGGUCGACCUGCUCACGUCAGAAGACGUCCUGCUGGACCUGACGCAGCCGCUGUACCUGAACUUCACCCACGAGGCCAUCGUGAACCGCUUCGAGCGGGUAUACGAGGCCCAUGACAAGAUUACUGGGGAUGUCUAUGCGUGCGUCACGCCGCCGCCGGAUAAUGCUGCUGAUGAGCUACCACCGGACGUGGAGCUGCUCCGCCUGCAGCCCGAAGACAUGAAGGCGGUGUACGACCUGUACCCGGCCAGCGACAUCGAAUGUCGCGAGGUGUUUGAAAAGCUGGUGGCUGAGUUGCCGGCCUAUGGUAUCUUCGUGGAGGGCCAGUUAGCCGCGUGGAUGGUGCAAUCGUACUACGGCGCUAUGUUCUCGAUGCAGACUCGUCCGGAGUUCCGCAGGAAAGGGUACGGAAUAUACCUAGCCAGGCGCCUCACUAACGAGGUAGCGGCGCGUGGCUACAAGCCAUUCGUGGUGAUCCGGCCCGAGAACGACGCCUCGAGGAACCUCUACCUGAAGCUGGGCUUCGAGAAACGCUUCCGGACGGUGCGGGCCGUGCUCCGCCCCCGUUAGCCUGAUAAACGUUAAUCACUAGCAGAUUUUAUUUUUUUAACAAUUUUGAAAUCAAAUUUAGCUUGCGAUCUUUGAUCGCUUAGAGAAUUUUAGUAGUAGCUUUAAGAUUGAACAGCUAGCGCUCUCGGCUUUGGAUCUCUUAGGCAGUCUUUUAGCGUUUCAAACGUUAGCGACGCAGCGCGUUGAUGAACUUC
Molecule: messenger RNA, 1145 nt
Organism: Cydia splendana
Lineage: Eukaryota; Metazoa; Arthropoda; Insecta; Lepidoptera; Tortricidae
Exons: 6
Coding region: 100-951 (283 amino acids)
Molecular function (GO): acyltransferase activity, transferring groups other than amino-acyl groups
Source: RefSeq, a predicted model, not a curated record